Molecule: messenger RNA, 1029 nt
Organism: Prunus dulcis (almond)
Lineage: Eukaryota; Viridiplantae; Streptophyta; Magnoliopsida; Rosales; Rosaceae
Exons: 10
Coding region: 1-1029 (342 amino acids)
Molecular function (GO): carbohydrate binding
Source: RefSeq, a predicted model, not a curated record
AUGGCAAAGAAGAAACUGAAACUGAGGAACCAAGAUCCCUAUGUUAUACUGGACAAUGGGUUGGUAAAGCUUACAAUUUUGAGGCCUCAAGGGUACUUAACUGGCAUCAGUUAUGGAGGAAUGGACAACCUUUUAGAUAUCAAGUCAAAUGAAUCUAGCAGAGGAUACUGGGAUAUCAACUGGAAUUUGCCAGGAGGUCAAGACAUAUACACUUUACUGAAAGGAGCUGAAUAUAGCGUUGUCCAUGAGAGCAAUGACAGCUUAGAGAUUUCAUUCAAGAACACCUAUAAUCCAUCAUCAACUCAAGGUGUCAAAUUGCCGCUAAGUGUAGAUAUAAGGUACAUAUUAAGGACUCGUGUUUCAGGCUUCUACAGUUACGCAAUAUAUGAUCGCCCUUCUGGAUGUCCUGCUUUUGAUCUUGCUCAGACAAGGAUGGUGUUCCACUACAUGGCAAUAACAGAUGAAAAACAAAGGAUAAUGCCAAUGCCUGAGGAUCUGCUUCCAGGCAGAGGCAAACAACUAAUUGUACCUGAAUCAGUUUUGCUAGUUAAUCCCAUCAAUCCCGAUCUCAAAGGCGAGGUUGACGAUAAGUAUCAGUAUUCAAUGGACAACAAAGAUGGUGGAGUCCAUGGAUGGAUAAGUUCUGGCCCCAUUAUAGGAUUUUGGGUCAUCUUUCCCAGCCAGGAGUUUCGCAAUGGAGGCCCUACCAAGCAAAAUCUAACAGUCCACACUGGUCCAACCUGCCUUGCUAUGCUUCAUGGAACCCAUUAUAUUGGGGAAGAUAUAUUAGCUCAUUUUGAAGAGGGAGAGACUUGGACUAAAGUGUUUGGCCCCUUCUUUGUAUACCUUAACUCAACACCAGAUGUAUCAAAGGCACACAAUUUAUGGAUAGAUGCGAAAAAACAGAGGUUGUUUGAAGAGACAGCGUGGCCUUAUGAUUUUGUCUCAUCACCCUACUAUGUUGCUGCUAAAGAGCGUGGUUCGGUUUCAGGAAGAUUAUUCGUCCAGGACAGGAUGCAUAGGACCUAA